AUGACGGAAUUGAUACGUAAAUGGUUGAGCCAGAGACUUCAGAGUCUUCCCGAUUUGUCUCCGCAGGCUAUAGGAAGUAGCUUACAAGACGGGAGACUCAUGACACGAGUUUUAUUAUCAUAUGGCGUCAUAACUCAAGAACAACUAGAGCAGAUUGAAAGUUGCAACGACAUGUACGCCAACCAACGGCGCGUCGCCUGCUGGCUGUUACUGAUCGGUAUUCGUUGUACAGAGGAACAGGUCUUAGAUCUCAGCCGUGGUAAACAAAUGACAGCUUUGGCAAUUCUGUACGAAAUGUAUCUUGCCCUUAUUGACAAAGGGAGAGCGCACUUUGUUCUCACGGAAAUAGCACGAACUUUGCACCCUAGACAUGAAUCCAGAAAAUUCGAGGUAUACCGUAUAUCACCCGAAUAUAGAUGCUACGAGGAGCCUAUUGCAUCGAAACCAUUAUAUGAGCAACAAGACUUCUUGGCAAGGUGCAGAGCAUGGUCAGAAGAAGCUAAACCAAAAAAGAAUAUAGGUAGUGAAAAACAAAAGCAUUCACUCAAAGAUAGCUUACAAAAAGAAAAAUCAAUUUCCGAAAAAACAACUACAACCAGUAAAACGCCGUGGGAUCGUUUGGAAGAAGACAUAGCUGUGUUCGAAAAAAGAGUUUGUGGCAAACAACGUACAUGUUGCACAAGAAACCAAAAUUAUUACGAACUCUUAAUGAUGCAAAAUCGUGCGGAAACGGAUUUGAAUAAAAUGGUUUAUAACCCUGGUUAUAUUCAGAAUGAAGUAGACAGUUUCAUACAACAAUUGAAAGAUCGCAAACGAGAACAAUAUUAUCGUAUGGUUCUUGCAAAAAGAAUUCGUACUUGGAUCGAGGAAGAAGUUUUUGGUCAAAUCGAUCUAUUAGAUCAUUGCAAAUAUGAUGCUCCUAUAUUAGACGUAUUAAAAAAGCAAUCAGUGUAUGAAAAACAAAUGGGUACAUCUCUAUUAGAGGUUAAAAUGGAUCAAAAAGCUGAUUUUGAAUACGCUACACAGUACGCUGAUCAAAUUCGUUGUUCGAGUUUCGACAGUACUAAUAUGUUAUUAAACUUAAAACUUGAUAAAGAUGGUGCAAAUGAAGCCGUGCGAAUUGAAAAAGAAAGGAACUGGGAGCUGCAUAGACGCCUGUACGAAGAGAAGAGCCGCAGACUUCGUGGUGACAUACAGGGUAUUUGCGAAGAAAUUGCAAAUGCCUUCAUUGAUUUAUCAGUAAGCGUCGCCCAGUAUAAAGCAAAAUAUGCAAGUGACGUAUCGCAAGAGGUUUGGUCUGAGAUGUGUUCUCUGUUCGUGAGCGGCCUACCUAUCAAAGAAAUAAUCGAAAACCCUGAAGACAUUAUAAGCGAAGAGGAUGAAAUAAGUCUUUUGGAAAUGCUACGUCAAGAAACAAUGAACGACCGCGAUUUCUUCGACUAUCACGAAAAGAGAAAUAUUUGGCGCAUUGAAGUGAGAAACAGAGACGAAGAACCGGACUGCAUACUAUUGGGACACGUGGUACACGUAUUACUUGAUAAGAAGUACCCUUUACCAGAAGCGAAUCCUGCAGUGGAACUACCAAAAGUGACAGUUCGUGCCGCUGUAAUAGGCGCAAGAGGCGCAGACGUUAUGGCUGCAUUAAGAAUUUUGCUACGCCAUAAAAAAAUAAUGGUGAUUGAACCAGCAGAUGUUAUUGAUUUUGCCAUAAACAAAUAUAGAGAGGAGGCCGUAUGUAGUGUUUCAGUUGAAGAAUAUGAAAUUCCGAGAGAACCUGAACCAGGAGAAGGAUCAUUACUAGGCGAAAUUUUCGUAGCGGAUGAUGAUCGACUUCAAGAAGAAGAGAAAGCAAGAAAAGCAGCCGAAAAGGCAGCUGCAGCUGCAGCAAAACCAGUAAGCAAUGGAAAAAAAAGCAAAAAUGGCAAAGCUUCUGAAAAGGCUAGUAAGAAAGGAAAAGACAAGAAGGGAAAAGGUGAACCUAAAGAAGUAGAAUGUGUUACUAAAUCGAUUAUACAUAAAGAAACGCAAACACCUAUCAAAAUACCAGAAGUAAUUGUUUUAUCCGAGCUUGCUUCUUUUGGAGAAUCUGCAUACAGAUUGCUGGUUGGUGGCUUAAAAAUUCCUGAUGAUUUAUAUUUGAAAAUGGUAAUUAAAUAUAUACAAAAUAAUUGUGAGGGAAGGGAUGGUUGGGCACUCAUGGGAUUUCCUCAAACUUUGUUCCAAGCGAAUAUGUUUGAAACUGUAAUUACAGGUAAGGAACCAAUAUGUGGAUUGGGUUUACAAGAUCCUCCUCCGCCGGACGAACGUUUGAAAUCAAUUGUGCUGCCAAAUCCGCAUCCUCGGACUCCGCCGACGGACGCGCCAACGAUAUUGACAGCUUACAUCCGCAUGCAACACGUGCGUGGAUCUCCAGAAGCUCCUGAGAAGCCAUUAUUGUUCCCAGCAGACGAGGAUAAGAUAUCCAUGUUCUAUAUGAAGCAGGGUAUAUAUUCCAACCAAUACUAUACGGAGUUCGAUGUCAACACGGUUAAAAAGAUGGCUAAGCAAAUCAUUGGCGAUUAUAGUUUACCAUGGAAAACAUCAGAAGAUCUACUUGGAUUUUCUGUUGGUACAAAAGAUCAAAACCCAUACCAGCUAGAAACAAUUGAAGAAAAUUCGGAGGAAAACCAUUGCGAAUCUGAGGAGGAAAUAGCCGAUAUAACUAAAAUAUGGCGUUGUCCAGUAGAUGAUCCUGCAAUACUAAACACAACUAUCAUGGAAAACCAAAGUUCCAAAGACUCAAACAUCGACGAAUUUGAGUUUGUAUCGAAACCCUUAAGUGAAUCUGCAAUAGCAUCUUUAGCUGACCUUUGGGAAGAUGUAGAAUCUGCAUAUUACAGUAAGAUGCAGCAGUUAUCUCCGGUAUUACGUUGUGACGAGGAGGUGAAAGCCGACAUUCACUGCCGAAUUUGCGACCUUUACCAGGAUUUGAUAAAUCUAUGCGAAAAACGACACGUUGAGGCUGAAAUUGAACGGCGCAGAUUAAUUUCCUUGGAUUGGCCAGCUGAUGAAAUGACUACAUUAACCAAUUGCUUUAUCUAUGCUAUGCAGCUGGAGAUGGACCGUUAUGUAGGCACAUUGCAGAUGCUCGCAGAUUACUAUGCGAAUGCGUAUGAAAUUCUUCCUUCAUCAACACUAUUUACGAAGUGUGAAUUACCAAUAAUGCAUGUUAAUGAUGAUACAAACGAAAUGUAA
Messenger RNA from Ctenocephalides felis (cat flea), 3234 nucleotides. RefSeq names its product sperm flagellar protein 2-like. Bases 1 to 3234 code for a protein of 1077 amino acids. The transcript has 15 exons. The record is from RefSeq and is a predicted model, not a curated record. NCBI's taxonomy places the organism in Eukaryota, Metazoa, Arthropoda, Insecta, Siphonaptera, Pulicidae.